GAUGCAUCAGUCUGAUGGGAGAUACAGUAUGAAUUCCUCUUGCUCAUCUCUCCAGGUAGAAGUGGUUUUUAAAAAAAAUUUUUUUUAAACUGGGAAUGAUUGUGCUUUCUAUUCAAAAUCCUUUCUAGAAAGGAGAUUUAUGGUUUGGGGAAAGGAAAAAGACCCUCUUCCAAAGACUGAUAGACAUCAAGAUGUUUCCAGAUUUUUAUACAGUAUUCCUCAUCCUGGCCAUGAGCCCCUCAGCUUCUCUAGGGUUCAGUUCAAUAGCAGAAACUGAAGAUGCCCUCCUGAAGAAGUUAUUUCAAGGGUACCAGAAAUGGGUUCGCCCUGUAUUGAAUGCCAAUGACACCAUAAAAGUAUAUUUUGGAUUAAAAAUUUCUCAGUUAGUAGAUGUGGAUGAAAAGAACCAGCUGAUGACAACAAAUGUAUGGCUUAAACAGGAAUGGAUAGACCACAAAUUGCGCUGGAACCCUGAUGAAUAUGGUGGAAUAAACUCCAUUAAAGUUCCUUCUGAAUCUCUUUGGCUUCCUGAUAUAGUUCUUUUUGAAAAUGCUGAUGGACGCUUCGAAGGUUCCCUGAUGACCAAGGUCAUAGUAAGACACAAUGGAACCAUUGUUUGGACUCCUCCAUCUAGUUACAAAAGCUCCUGCACAAUGGAUGUGACAUUUUUCCCAUUUGACCGACAGAACUGUUCAAUGAAAUUUGGUUCCUGGACUUAUGAUGGCACCAUGGUUGACCUUGUUUUAAUCGAUGAGAAUGUUGACAGGAAAGACUUCUUUGAUAAUGGAGAAUGGGAAAUACUCUAUGCCAAAGGCAUGAAAGGAAACAGAAGGGAGGGUUUGUAUUCUUACCCUUAUGUUACAUAUUCUUUUGUUCUGAGGCGUCUGCCUCUGUUCUAUACCCUUUUCCUCAUAGUCCCUUGUCUUGGAUUGUCCUUCCUGACCAUCCUUGUCUUUUAUUUGCCUUCUGAUGAAGGAGAAAAACUCUCUCUCUCCACAUCAGUUCUAGUUUCCCUGACUGUUUUUCUCCUAGUGAUUGAAGAAAUCAUCCCAUCUUCUUCAAAGGUCAUCCCCCUGAUUGGGGAGUAUCUGCUAUUCAUCAUGAUUUUUGUCACCCUGUCCAUCAUCAUCACAGUCUUUGUUAUCAAUGUUCACCACCGUUCUUCUUCCACUUACCACCCCAUGGCCCCUUGGGUAAAAAGAUUGUUUCUCCAAAAGCUCCCGAAACUUCUCUGCAUGAGAGGCCCCAUUGAUCGCUACCCCUUCCCAGAUGUGGUGGAAAGCCAGCCAGAAGCUAAAGCAAAAAUGCCAGCAAAGCAGAGACAGAAACAAAUGAAAGAUGGAGAAAAAAUACUGGUUGCCUUUUUGGAAAAGGCUGCUGAGUCUAUUAGGUACAUCUCUAGGCACGUGAAGAAAGAACAUUUCAUCAACGAGGUAGUACAGGACUGGAAGUUUGUAGCUCAAGUCCUUGACCGUAUCUUCCUCUGGCUAUUUCUGUUAGUAUCAAUAACAGGUUCCGUCCUGAUAUUUACUCCUGCUUUGCAGAUGUGGCUCAGCAGUUACCACUAGACAUCACUUUCUGCAAUGGUUUCAAUAAUGGCCAUAAAGAUGAUGCCGUCUCUUGCAAUCAAUAUUUAAUCAGCAUACACUCAGGAGCAGAAUGAGCAUGCUUAUGAAAAUGGCCCUGACUCACAAUAAAUGCCUGCCCAGGAGAGGAGCUUCCUAAAAAUGGGUUUACCAGUAAAUGCUUUUGUAUUCUCAAGUCCCCAUUAGAGUAAAGUGGGCAUAACGUUACAGAGCACCAAAGAAGCCUUCUGGGUGAGGCUCCUGAGCCCCUUUCCUUAUUUGGAGGUUGAAUAAUCAGGAUAAGAUGCUUAGAUGAUUGGGGCUGAGGGCAGAGAAUGUAUUAACUUUGGGUUUAUAGUUUGUUAACCUCGUCUCAGAAGUUACCAAACAUCAGGCUUGUUCUGGUAUGGAUAUUUCUUUAUAAUUAGUCCCAUCAGACCACCCUUGGUGAAGGCUAGAGCUCUUUUAUUCAUCCUAUCAGAAUAUCUAGGUGGGACAAGAAGCUUCCCAUCUAGGGAAGAUCCCCUUCAAAAUAUCAUCUCUCUGGGGGCAGCUGGGGAGCUCAGUGGAUUGAGAGCUAGACCUAGAGACAGGAGUUCCUAGGUUCAAAUCUGACCUCAGACACUUCCCAGCUGUGUGACCCUGGGCAAGUCACUUGACCCCCAUUGCCUAGCCCUUACCACUCUUCUGCCUUGGAGCCAAUACACAGUAUUGACUUCAACGUGGAAGGUAAGGGUUUAAAAAAAUAAAUAAAAAAUAAGAAAAUAGCAUCUCUCACAUCCCAGCUUAUUCUGGUUUUGAAUAAAGUAGCGAAUGAGAGUCUGUCUACUUACAUUACACUGUUCUGUAGCUCCCUUUCUUUAAGUUCUAGUUACUUUUUCUGGGGAGCAGAGGUUUUCUCCCAAACUUACAGCAUAUAAAUUCUAUCCCUUUUCUCCAUAUCACACAGGUAGAAAAUGACAAGAAAUGAAACUUGAACCCACAUCUCUAAAUCCAGUGCUCUUUCCAUUGUACCACAAAAAGCCCUCAAAAGGAAUUCCUACAGCAGUUCUUAAAAUGCUUUGAGCAGGGCAACUAGGUAGCUUAGUGGAUAGACAGCCAGGCCUGGAUAUGGGAAAUCUUGUGCUCAAAUCUGGCCUCAGACGCUUCCUACCUGUGUGACCCUGGGCAAGUCAUUUAACCCCCAUUGCUUAGCUUUUAAUGCUCUUUUGCUUUGGAACCAAUAGUUAUUAUCAAGGAAAAGUAAGGGUUUUAAAGAAUGCUUUGAAGGCUAUUGGCACCUGUUAGAACACGUGGACAACUUCCAAAGGAAAGACAGUGUUGUUUACUCAAAUGAGUCUAAAGUCAAGUAUUCUUGAAAAAGAAUUAACUUCAUUUAUUAGUUGCAUAAUAGAUUUUAAUAUGAUCUCUAAGUCUGUGGUUCUGGAUAAUUUUUUCUCUUUUAAUUUGUCUAUAAAUAGUUUGAGUAGAGUUUAUAUUAAUGCUUGCAAAGAGGCUUGGUUAGCAUUAACAAUGAUAAUGGCUUGAAAACUCUGAUCAGAAAAAAGAAUGGUGAAGAUGAUACUGAAUUAGUCAAAAGUUAUAAUCACAAAAAAGUGAUAGACCCAAAAAGGAGAUUUAGAUCUACGAAAAUGAGUCCUAGAAGAGCCAUGAAAGGUAAUACAAAUCUUUUAAAUACUAGUACUCAAAACUUUUAUAUAAAACACAUCUACACAAACUCUACACUGGGUACUCAAGGAAUCUAGGGAGACUCUAUAUAGGAAUCUUGACUUGAAGAGCUUUUUCAGUUACUUUAAUUUUUCUUGAGAAUUUUUUCUAUAAAAUUUAUUCUGCGCAACACAUCAAUCUCUCUCCAUGACUUAGUCGAUAAUCUUGGAAAGCUGCUGGGGCCAAAAUAAAAAAUCAUUGCCCACAACCGGUCUGGGGAUUAGCCUCUCUGAACUGAGCUAGGAUGGUCUUUGGCAGAGAGAGCCAUGUUCCCCUGGGCCGAUCUCGGAAGCCUUUCUAGCUUGGUAGGACGUGCCAAAAUUGGUACUCUCCUUUGAGAGCCUUUGGUCAUCCACAGCCCUCAAGAAGACUUGAAGGUAGGGACCAGUAAUAGGUGGUAUAACAGGCCAUGCCCAGGGAACAGCUAUCCUAAAGGGAACCGUAAAGGGAAUGCCAAGGUAAUUGUUUCGAAUGUAGUAAAAGAGCUGAAAAUUUAGAAAACUUGAUUUUGAUGUUCAUGAGACAGAGCUAAGAGACCUGUAGUCACUGAACACAAGUGGUCAAAUUCAUAUACUCUACCUAAAGACUUGUGUUAGCUUCCAUGUAUAUAGUCCAGUACAUGUGCUAGCUUUUAUGUGCCUGUACAUAUGUUGGCUCCCAUGCAUGCGUGUCGGCUUCCAUGUUUGACUAAGUGUGCAUUUGAGUGUACUGCAAAUUUAACAUAUUUAAAGACAUGUCCAUUCAAUUUGUUUAUAAAAACAAUAUUGAGGUGCAUUUAUUAUUAUGCAUUAAAAUAAAAUGGGUUAUACA
This is a messenger RNA of Monodelphis domestica (gray short-tailed opossum), 4082 nucleotides long. RefSeq names its product cholinergic receptor nicotinic beta 3 subunit (gene CHRNB3). Gene Ontology annotation, cellular component: postsynaptic membrane. Gene Ontology annotation, molecular function: acetylcholine-gated monoatomic cation-selective channel activity; transmembrane signaling receptor activity. The record is from RefSeq and is a predicted model, not a curated record. Gene Ontology annotation, biological process: monoatomic ion transmembrane transport. Lineage: Eukaryota; Metazoa; Chordata; Mammalia; Didelphimorphia; Didelphidae.